AUGCCACGUCUCUCCCCAGCCUUGAUCCGCCAGGCCAGCUCGGAAAACCCGCUCCUGACACAGCUCUUGCAAGUAUGUCGCGACCUCCCGUCUGCUCGCAACGAGCUGCGGUGGCUCCAAGAACACGCCUACGAAGCCGUCAACGCGAAGAGAUACGCCAGUCAAGGACCGCCUGUGCCUUAUGCAGAUCAGGGAGUCGGAACUCCCCAAGAGAUGGGGUGGCCUGAUACGGAGGGGGUAAAACGAGGUCGAACCGAAGCUGAACACAGCCAUGUCCCGAAAGAGUCGAUUAAGCAAGGCUUGGGUAGGGUCCGCAAGCCCAAGGUUCUCUGGAGAAAGGUUGAAUCCCGUCGUCUGAUCAAAUCAUACCAGGCCCAAAUGGGAUACCAAAUCAGACUCAGGCAGUCCGGCGUCACAAUCGACACAAAUACAGCCUCCAAAGUUCAAGCACACGACGGACGAGCGGGCGGAGAGAUGUCUGGCCGCAUGAAGGCUGCGAUUCCAGACCAGAGAAAUAGCAGUUCGGAAACCACACACCAAAAGCGGGCACACGAUCCUACGGAAAAGAAGCGACCCAGGACUGUAAAAGUAUCCCGCCCACAGUCCGCCGCAAUCAGGUCACGGUCUCCUGACGGGAAGCGCGAACUGGGACUCCACGCCAAAACUGGGGAGGUGGUGCCAAGUACCCAGGCCGUCGGCAACGCUCAGGCUCGGGCUCAGAAGCUCCUGGCCCACAACGUCGACAGGAGAUCGAAGGGAGUGCCUCUCCAAUACAUUAUGGGAAACCAACCAUUCGGAACUCUCGACAUUCUGUGCCAGCGUGGCGUGUUGAUACCCAGACCCGAGACUGAGACCUAUACUGAAGAGGCGGCGAAGCUGCUGUUGGCGGCACUUGCUGCCACCCAGCCGACGGAUGGACCUUGGUGGCAGGAGCCCCGCAAGAUUCGCAUCUUGGAUCUCUGUACCGGGACCGGCUGCAUUGCGCUAUUGCUGCAUUCCAUCCUCAAGCCAAUUGAUCCAACCAAGCCUAGUCUGCCGCCUGGACUUGAUCUCGAGAUAGUCGGUAUCGACGACAAACCUCAGGCCGUCGAAUUGGCCCGCAAGAAUCUCCACCACAAUAUCUCUCAGAAGCUUCUCCGUCCCGAUGCAAUCCACUCUGUGUCGUUCCGCCAGGCAGAUGUUCUGGUUUUGGGAAGUAAACUGUACAAAGACAGGGACUCAGACGACCAACUGCGCAAGGUCGUGAAUGCUGCCGCAGCCGGGAUGGCGGACGAGGACAUCAGCCGUCCUUCCCUCUCAAGCGCGCCCUGGGACAUGGUCAUCGCGAACCCUCCCUACAUUGCAGCCAAGGACUACGAGCUGGGCGGAAAGACCGAGCCGAGCGUGCGCAACCACGAACCCAGAGAGGCGCUCGUGCCUCUGGCUUGUGGAUCCAUCAAAUCCUCGGCGAUCCUGCAGGCCGACCUGUUCUACCAACCACUCCGUCGCAUUGCUGAGGCGGCGGGUGCGCAACUUCUGGUCAUGGAGGUCGGUGAUUCCAGCCAAGCAGCUCGGGUCGGUAGCAUGGUCGUGAGUAAGGUCUCGACCGACCAUUCAAGAUCAAGUGACGAUCCCACCAGCGAAUUCUCGUGGGGCGACGGCGACGGCAUCCGACUCGAAGCAUGGAGAGAUGACUUGGCCGUGCGAGUCUUACCCACGGAAACACUCUCCACCAUUGAACCAGACCUCGCUCGAGAUCCAGACUCAGAAGUCUCCGACCGUGCCAUCGUGGUGUGGUCCGGAGAGCUGGCCAGCUGGCGUUGUCGCAAUCUUCCAGCGUCCAAUCGUCCCAAUUCGCCGUCAGAAGCGGUCCGAGCAAAGUUGAGGAGCGCGAGGGAAGAAGCGGCUAAAUCCCGGAAGGCCAUGUGGAUUGACUUGAAAGCCCAUGGUAGAGCACUAAGGGACUCCGCGACCUCGCCGCCCUCUGUUCUCGACCAGCCAGGAAUUUCUAGCCCAGGUCUGGCAGAAACGACAGCAGGAAGCACAGGGAUUGCCGGUGCAAUUAAACCGCAGCCGGAAAAAGGCACUCGGGGCUAUUGA
Molecule: messenger RNA, 2079 nt
Organism: Cladophialophora carrionii CBS 160.54
Lineage: Eukaryota; Fungi; Ascomycota; Eurotiomycetes; Chaetothyriales; Herpotrichiellaceae
Exons: 1
Coding region: 1-2079 (692 amino acids)
Biological process (GO): methylation
Cellular component (GO): mitochondrion
Molecular function (GO): methyltransferase activity; nucleic acid binding
Source: RefSeq, a predicted model, not a curated record